UUUUUAUAAUGUAUAUACAUUUUGUUACUGCUCUGUUUAUUAAGAACAUUCAACACUCUAUUUGUAGAAUAUGCUAACAUUUUUAAUUUUAGUUUAUAAAUAAAAUAACUAAAAUGGUUGAGACAGAGGUUGUUCGUAAGAAGCCUGAAAUGGUUUUGGAUGAGUUGGAUAUGCCAUAUGAAGAAGAAAUUUUGCGACAUCCCUACUCUGUAAAGUGCUGGUUAAGAUAUAUUGAACAUAAAAUUGGAAAUGGAGGAAAAGAUCAUGUUGUGAAUUUGAUCUAUGAAAGAGCACUUAAAGAAUUACCUGGAAGUUAUAAGUUGUGGUACAAUUAUUUGAGACUGAGAAGGAAGCAAACCAAGGGAAAAUGUAUUACAGAUCCAAUUUAUGCAGAUGCAAAUAAUGCUCAUGAAAGAGCUCUGGUCUUCAUGCAUAAGAUGCCGCGCAUAUGGCUAGAUUACUGUCAAUUUCUUAUUGAUCAGUGCUUUGUUACUCGAACACGUCAUGCUUUUGAUCGUGCAUUAAGAGCCUUACCUAUUACCCAGCAUUCAAGAAUAUGGCCAAAAUACUUGGCAUUUGUCAACAAGCACAACAUUCCAGAAACAGCUGUUAGAGUUUACCGAAGAUAUAUUAAGGUCGAACCUGAAAAUACUGAAGCUUAUAUUGAUUAUUUAAUGGAAAUUGGAUGGUUGGAUGAAGCUGCGUCCAAACUAGCUUUUAUUAUUAACCAGGAUAAUUUUGUUUCUAAGAAAGGAAAAUCAAAUCACCAGUUGUGGCAUGAACUCUGUGAACUUAUUUCAAAAAAUCCUGAAGAGGUCAAGAGUUUAAAGGUUGCAGAUAUUAUAAAUGGUGCGUUGCGACGUUUUACUGAUGGCCUUGGACAACUAUGGUGUUCACUUGCUGAUUAUUACACUCGAGGAAGUCAUUUUGAAAGAGCAAGAGAUGUUUAUGAAGAAGCUAUUCAAACAGUAAUGACAGUCAGAGAUUUUGGAGAGGUGUUCGAUGCAUAUGCUCAAUUUGAAGAAAGUAUGAUAAGUGCAAAAAUGCAGGAAUCAGAAGAAAUAGGUCUUGAUGAAGAUGGUGAAGUAGAUCUGGAGUUGAGACUUGCUAGGUUUGAAUUAUUAAUGGACAGAAGACCUCUUCUUUUAAAUAGUGUUUUACUUCGACAAAACCCACAUAAUGUUCAUGAAUGGCAUAAACGUGUUCAACUAUAUGAAGAUAAGCCUCAUGAAAUCAUAAAUACUUACUCUGAGGCUGUCCAAACUGUUGAUCCAAUGAUUGCUACUGGAAAACCUCAUACAUUGUGGGUAGAGUUUGCUAAGUUUUAUGAAAAACAUGGGCAGAUUAAAGAAACCAGAAUAGUGUUUGAGAAAUCGCUUAAGGUAAAAUAUAGACAUGUCGAAGACUUAGCAAAUGUUUGGUGUGAAUAUGCAGAAAUGGAAAUACGAAAUAAUAACAGUGAUGAAGCUUUAAAGGUACUUCGUAGAGCAACUUCCGUUCCCCGAAAGAAAAUAGGCACUAAUUUUUAUGAUACAAAAGAAUCUGUUCAAAAUCGUGUACAUAAAUCAAUUAAAAUUUGGUGCAUGUAUGCUGACAUGGAAGAAAGUUUGGGAACCUUUCAGUCAACAAAAGCUGUUUACAAUCGCAUAAUCGAUCUACGGAUUGCAACACCACAAGUUAUCAUUAAUUUUGCUAGCUUAUUGGAAGAAAACAAUUAUUUUGAAGAGUCCUUCAAAGCAUAUGAACGAGGCAUAGCGCUAUUCAAAUGGCCACAUGUGUAUGAUAUAUGGAAUACUUAUUUAACAAAAUUCAUCGCAAGAUAUGGAGGUAAUAAACUUGAGAGAGCAAGAGAUCUAUUUGAACAAUGUCUUGAAAAUUGUCCUGAAAAGUUUGCAAAAAAUCUUUACCUUUUAUAUGCGAAGCUUGAAGAAGACUUUGGUUUGUCUCGACAUGCUAUGGCAGUUUAUGAAAGAGCAACUAAGGCUGUUCCUAAAUCUGAACAAUUUGAGAUUUUUAAUAUUUACAUUAAACGGGCAGCUGAAUUAUUUGGAAUAACCCAUACACGAACUAUAUAUGAAAAAGCUAUUGAAGCACUCUCAGAUGAGCAUGCUAGAACUAUUUGUUUACGCUAUGCUGAUCUUGAAACAAAACUUGGUGAAAUAGAUCGAGCUCGUGCUAUAUAUAGUUUUGGUUCUCAAAUGUGUGAUCCAAGGAUUGCAGCAAAUUUCUGGAAAGCCUGGCAUGAUUUUGAAGUCAAACACGGAAAUGAGGAUACUUUUAGAGAAAUGUUGAGAAUCAAAAGAAGCGUGCAAGCACAAUACAAUACCCAGGUCAACUUUAUGUCUGCACAAAUCCUUGCGUCUCAAGCAAUUUCAGAAGCUGAUUCUAAAAAUGUUAUGGAAAAGUUAGAAGAACAAGCUAAUGCACUUGCUGAAGAAGCUGCUAAGGAUGCACCUUCUUCUAUAGUAACACAAAAAAGUGUACUGUUUGUGCGAGGUGAAACUAACACAACAGAAUAUGAACAAUCAAAAAAUCCAGAUGAGAUUGACAUUGCUGAAGCUAGCUCUGAAGAUGAUGGUGAUGAAGAUGAUAUACAAUUAAUGCAAAGGGAAGUUCCAGAGGAGGUAUUUGGUGGCGUCAUGAGGAACUCUUCAGCUUCAUAAUUUUUUUAAAUAUUUUACAAUUAUAAAAUAUAUUUAAUUUAGAGCAGAGUUAUGAUUGCUUAUUUGAAGUAAUAAACAUGUUGAUAAUAAGUAAUAAAUUAAUAAAUAGUAGUAAACAUGAAA
Messenger RNA from Hydra vulgaris (swiftwater hydra), 2786 nucleotides. RefSeq names its product pre-mRNA-splicing factor SYF1. Gene Ontology annotation, biological process: mRNA splicing, via spliceosome; generation of catalytic spliceosome for first transesterification step. Gene Ontology annotation, cellular component: U2-type catalytic step 2 spliceosome; post-mRNA release spliceosomal complex; Prp19 complex. Lineage: Eukaryota; Metazoa; Cnidaria; Hydrozoa; Anthoathecata; Hydridae. Gene Ontology annotation, molecular function: protein binding. The record is from RefSeq and is a predicted model, not a curated record.